Astyanax mexicanus (Mexican tetra) is the source of this 1422-nucleotide messenger RNA. RefSeq lists its product as uncharacterized. Lineage: Eukaryota; Metazoa; Chordata; Actinopteri; Characiformes; Acestrorhamphidae. The record is from RefSeq and is a predicted model, not a curated record. The transcript has 3 exons. The coding region runs from base 120 to 1082 and encodes 320 amino acids.
CCACAUCCACUGCCCUACAGCAAUCAUGCAGUCCCAAGACUUACAUCCAGACCACAUCCCCUUUUUCCUUGCCUCCUUCUUUAUCUACCUCUGCAAGGAGGAAGCCAUCCACCUUGUCGAUGUCUUCUGUGUCCACCGUUUCUAGUGAAUCCAUUACCACCAGCUGUGCAUCAGAUGACUGCCCCAGUGUGGAAACCACUCUAUCCAGUCUUCCCUCUGUUGUACCUGCUGUCCCACCUGUCCCUCAGACUCCUUCUCAAUCUCCUGCUCUGUCAUCUUCUGGUUUCAAUGAUUUCUGGUUGCCAGCAGAGAUGAAGAAAAACAUCCCUCUACAAGACCAGAAAUGGAUAGCAUCCACAUUGUGGGGGAAUCAGAGACUUAGAAGUGGCCUGAAGCUAUGGUAUGAGCCACCUACACCAGCUCUGAUUUACCAUCAGGUGCCCACACCAGAUCCCUUCUUCACCCAUCGUCUUCUUGUGUGGAUGCCAUACCACCUGUGGAAGGUCAGGUUGCAGUGCCCAGACUGCGGCAAGCAGCUGACUGGUUGCGGAAUCCAUAAAAGAGUGCGACAUGUCUUGGACAUUGACAGAUAUUACCUGAUGGUGACCGAGACUCUCCGUUGCAAUUUUUGUAAAGUCACCCAUCUGUCAACAAGCAAGACCGUCCUGGACCAACUGGAUGUCCCUCACCGGUCAGAGUUCCGAAUCAUCCUCACACGAAAGUAUGCUUGUGAUAUUAGGGUCAUCCGUCUGAUGAGAGAGAGGACAUUGGGGAACAGCUGCAAUCGUCUCCUAAAGCAGCUAAAAGAAAAUCACAGUGAGGAGUGGUUGAUUCGCCUUGCCAGAUAUUUUGGGGAGUGUGAAUCUUUUGUAGCGCAUCCCAGCCUUUUUCCUGUGGUUUUUCAAGAGCCCCCAGAGCCGAUUGCUGUCCCCACAGAAAGAUGGCUUCUUACAGUCUACGGAAAGGACAUAAUGAGUCGAGUCGACCACAUCAAGGCUUCCAUUACGUCCAUUUUUGGAUCCAUCUUAAAAAUGGACUCCACUAAAAAGGUAUUAGAUCAUUACUGUGUAACAUUUAGAUAAAAUUCCACUCAGGGUUUUUGUGUGUGAAAUGCUCUGUUCUAAAGAAAUGUGUGGAGUCAGAAUUGUUCUUGGCUUUGCUGUUUGAAAUUUUAUUUGCUUCUAAAAUUACCUCUAUUUUAUGAUCAACACACAAAACACUUGUAGGUUUACUGGUGGUUUUGAAUAGCAAAUGAAAUGGCUUUAUUUGCACUGCAGAUAUAACCUCUCCUUUCUAUCACCAUAUGUUAAAUCAGUGAGAUUCAGUAGGUUUCUCUACUAAUUAACAAUUCCCAUUUAACAAUGGCUGAUUAUUGAUGCAAUGCAAUCUUAUGUCCUAUUGUUUUGUUAGAUCACAAGGAAG